Molecule: messenger RNA, 1680 nt
Organism: Anoplopoma fimbria (sablefish)
Lineage: Eukaryota; Metazoa; Chordata; Actinopteri; Perciformes; Anoplopomatidae
Gene: plpbp
Product: pyridoxal phosphate binding protein
Exons: 8
Coding region: 173-1045 (290 amino acids)
Cellular component (GO): intracellular anatomical structure
Molecular function (GO): pyridoxal phosphate binding
Source: RefSeq, a predicted model, not a curated record
GCAACAUGGUGGAUGCCUACUUCCGGUAAAACUUCAAAGUAGAAGCUCGGACAGUAGAUGGCGCUGUAUCCGAAGCAAGCGCCUCCUCCUCGGGCGGACUUUUAUUUUGAAAGGCGAUUGUCGUCAUCGCUGACAAGUUUCUUUACGUUUCAUGUCGUAGACGUUUGACCGUAUGUGGAAAGUAGCAAUGUCGGAGGAGGUUGGGAAGGCGCUACAGUCGGUAGUGGAGCGGGUGAACCAGGCGGCGGCACGGCGGCCCAAGACACUGCCAGCCGUGCCGCCCCGCCUCGUAGCCGUCAGCAAGACCAAACCCCCAGAGAUGGUCGUGGAGGCCUACAGACAAGGGCAGCGGAACUUUGGAGAGAACUAUGUCAACGAACUGGUGGACAAAGCUUCAGAUCCUCUGAUUCUAGACUCGUGUCCAGAAAUCAAGUGGCACUUCAUAGGCCAUCUGCAGAAGAAUAAUGUCAACAAACUUUUGGGCGUGCCAAACCUGUUCCUCGUGGAGACCGUUGACUCGGCCAAACUGGCUGACAAGGUCAAUAGCUCGUGGCAGCGUGUCAGAGGAGCUGGCACCCAGAGGUUAAUGGUCAUGGUGCAGCUCAACACCAGCGGAGAACAGAGUAAACAUGGCCUGCCGCCAGAGGAGACGGUAAACACGGUGAAACACAUCGUGUCCCAGUGCUCCGCCCUGCACUUCUCAGGACUCAUGACCAUCGGUCGCUAUGGCUACGACCUCGACCUGGGCCCCAAUCCAGACUUCAAGAUGCUGCUGGAUCGGAGGCAGGAGGUGUGUGACGGCCUGAAGCUGCCUGUGGAGGAGGUAGAACUCAGCAUGGGAAUGUCUACGGACUUUGAACACGCGAUUGAGGUGGGCGCCACCAACGUGCGAGUGGGCAGCGUCAUAUUCGGCAACAGGGAGUAUCCCAACAGUGCAGCCAACACUCCAAACCCCAGCCCGGCCCCCAGCCCCGAGAAGACGAGCAAGAAGGUGUCCGAAGAGGCCGCCAAGAAGAUGCAGCACCUCACUGUGUCCGAACACUAAGGAGAGCGUCCCCUCAUCUGAAACAACCUUUAAGAAAAACUAAAAAAAACAACAGUCUUCACAUGCAAACUGAAUAGAGCAGUGAAGCAGAUCAUCUCCACAGAAACAUGUGGAGCUAGGAUUGCAAAAUUGUUGCAUAAUUUUAAAGUGUAAUUGCCUAAUCCUCUUCACUUGUUUUGUGUGCCCUUCUUGCUCUUUUAAGCAUUAACAAGUGGCAUUCACUACAGACAAUAGUUUUACCUUUUUUUAAAAGUACUGUGUUACUAACCUUUAGUGCCCCAUGGAACUCUCUCCUUCAAGAUUAGUGGCCACAACACAAAUGUACAACCACUUCAAACAGGGUGACGUGUUGGAAAUGAUUUCACAGCAGUUAUAAGAUACAUUUGUUGUGCUGACGUGACAUUUUCUACCUUUCCAACCCGACGUGUGACAGUGCUGAAACGUGCUUGAUUGUGUCCAGUGUCCCAGAGAUCAGGAAUUCCACGUUAGUUUGUUGUACAGAUGAAACUGAAGCCUUGAUUUAAUAAAUAAUUUAUCCCUUUAUAAUGACAUAAUAUUGUGUGUUUGAUAUUGUUUCUUAUGUUGUGUCAGAUCUCUAUUCUUGAUAUUAACAGGAGUUAACCUGAAGAAAAGGG